CCUGGCGGGUGUGUAACGGCCGUUAGGCGAGCGGAGGGAGGGAACUGCUGCCUGCGGCUGACGUGGUGGCCGCAGUCGGCGUCCCAGGGUGAGGGAUUUCGCCGCCCGCUUUCGGCCCCACUUGGCUCAAAUAACUAUUGAUGGCCAUGCAGGAGAAAUACCCAAGUGAGAGGAUCUCUCAUGUGGCUUCGCCAGGUUCCGGUGUAAUUCAAAAGGGCAGUUCCCUGGGGACUGAAUGGCAGACCCCAGUUAUCUCAGAGGCUUUUCGGAGUCGCUUCAGCCGCUGUUCAAGUGUAGCUGACAGUGGGGACACAGCCAUUGGCACAUCAUGCUCAGACAUUGCAGAGGAUUUUUGUAGCUCAAGUAGCAGCCCUCCUUUCCAGCCCAUCAAAAGCCACAUAACCAUUCCAACAGCCCAUGUGAUACCUUCUACUUUGGGGACCUCUCCUGCCAAGCCAAAUUCUAUACCUUCUGGACCCUCUUCCUCCAAACUCCCUUUAUCAGGGCUGGCUGAAGGUGUGGGGAUGACAAGAAAUGGAGACCUUGGUGCAAUGAAACGUUCUCCAGGCCUAUCUAGAGAUUUCAUGUAUCUCUGUGGUGCUACCGGAGAAAAUGGAAUUGAGCAGUCCUGGUUUCCAGCAGUGGGCCAUGAAAGAGAAGAAGAGGUGAGGAAGUUUGAUAUUCCCAGUAUGGAGUCUACCCUUAAUCAGUCGGCAGUGAUGGAGACAUUUUAUUCAGAUCCCCACUACCAAGUCCACUUCCACAACCCAAGAGCCGACACAAACAAGGAGUUAUACAAAGUGUUGCCUGAGACCAAGAAGGCACCGGGCAGUGGGGUGGUAUGUGAGCGGAAUGGACCUCACCCUAACAGCAGUGGAGUGCUCCCUUUGGGACUCCAGCCUGCUCCUGGCUUCUCCAAGCCUAUACCCUCUCAGGUAUGGCAGCCGAACCCUGACCCUUGGCAUCCCCGUGAGCGAUCUUGUGAGCUCAGCACGUGUCGACAGCAGCUGGAGUUGAUCCGUUUACAGAUGGAGCAAAUGCAGCUUCAGAAUGGAGCCGUCUGCCACCAUCCCGCUGCUUUUGCUCCUCCACUGCCCACAUUAGAACCAGCACAAUGGAUCAGCAUCUUGAACAGUAAUGAACACCUUCUGAAGGAAAAGGAGCUCCUCAUUGACAAGCAAAGGAAGCACAUUUCUCAGCUGGAGCAGAAAGUACGAGAGAGUGAACUACAAGUCCACAGUGCCCUUUUGGGCCGCCCUGCCCCCUUCGGGGAUGUCUGCUUGCUGAGGCUGCAGGAAUUGCAGCGAGAGAACACUUUCUUACGUGCACAGUUUGCACAGAAGACAGAAGCCCUAAGCAAAGAAAAGAUGGAGCUUGAAAAGAAACUCUCUGCUUCAGAAGUUGAAAUCCAGCUCAUCAGAGAAUCACUCAAAGUGGCAUUGCAGAAGCACUCAGAGGAGGGGAAGAAACAGGAAGAAAGGGUCAAGGGUCGUGAUAAACAUAUCAAUAAUUUGAAAAAGAAAUGUCAGAAGGAAUCAGAGCAGAACCGGGAGAAGCAGCAGCGUAUUGAGACCUUGGAGCGUUACCUGGCUGACCUGCCCACCCUGGAAGAUCAUCAGAAGCAGAGCCAGCAGCUUAAGGAUUCUGAAUUGAAGAGUACAGAGCUGCAGGAGAGAGUAACCGAGCUGGAGAGUUUGCUGGAGGAAACCCAGGCAGCCUGCAGAGAGAAGGAGGGUCAACUGGAAAGCCUGAGACAGAGAGGAGCAGAAUUCUCCAGUAGACAUAGCCUGCAAGAUAAGCAGUGUGUGGAGGAGGCCAGUGGAGAAGGUCCAGCCCAACAGGGAGAAGGUCCAAAAGUGGAAAUGGAGUCCUGGCAGAAAGAAUGUGAUUCCCUCCGAAAGAUUGUGGAGAAGCAACAACAGAAGAUGGAUCAGCUGCGUUCACAAGUACAGAGCCUAGAGCAGGAGGUGGCUCAGGAAGAAGGAGCAAGCCAGGCCCUGAAAGAGGAGGCCCAGCGGAGGGAGACAGCCCUGCAGCAGCUUCGCACAGCUGUGAAAGAGCUUUCAGUACAGAACCAGGACCUGAUCGAGAAGAAUCUGACACUCCAGGAACACCUGCGUCAAGCCCAACCAGGGUCUCCAUCUUCACCAGAUACAGCCCAGCUGGCAUUUGAACUGCACCAGGAGUUGGCCACUUGCCUUCAAGAUCUGCAGGCUGUCUGUAGCAUUGUGACCCAGAGGGCCCAGGGCCAUGACCCCAAUCUCUCCCUGCUCCUGGGCAUUCACUCUGCACAGCACCCAGGGAUUCAACUAGAUUUGCAGAAGCCAGAUGUGAUCAGGAGGAAACUAGAAGAGGUUCAACAGCUGCGCCGUGACAUCGAGGACUUAAGGACCACCAUGUCAGACAGAUAUGCCCAGGAUAUGGGAGAAAACUGUGUCACUCAGUGAGGAAUGCUGGGGGUGGCAUAGACUCCGUUUCCCCAGGGAAGAUCUGGUCUGCUGAGAGCCCAGUCUUGCAGGUCCUGCCCUGACAAUCUCUUGCCUCCUAUUUGCUGCUAUUCCCAGAGAGAAGGGAUGGAGGGGGGUAAGAACCUGCAUCUGGGGCCAAGGGCUGAUUAAGGAACUGUGCCUGCCCUGCCCCACACUGGCUUUGCCUUGUUGGAUUGCAUUUGUCCUGUCAUACUGAUUUACCCUUUGAGGGUGAGUUACUAAUUAACUUUUGCAGGUUAACUGAUAAGUCCUCACAGACUGUUCCCAGCCCCAGGCUGACGUCAAAGGUAAACAGGCUGCUCACUUCCCUUUUCCAUCCUCUGGAUGGAUCCACGUUCAUUCCCACUCCAUACUUUGGUCCUGCUGAUGUCCACUGGAAAGGCUGAGUACCAGUCACAGUGGCCAUGUGAGAAUUCUCAGACCAGUCGGCUAGCCUGCCUGGGAUCUAAGUUGGCUUUCGGGGUAUUCUUUGGCCUGGUCCCACUGCUGCUUCCUCAGGACUCUUGUUCUCACAGAUGCCUCAGGGUGAUCUGUUUAUUAGCAAAGCACCCACUAGAAUUGGCCUAGGGAUUGUAUCCAGGUCUCCUUAAUCUGAGCUGUCAUGCCAUUUUACAGGAUACCCCAUUCUCCAGCUGCUCUGUCCCAUGGGGCCCUGGCCAUGUGGUUAGCACAGCUCCCUUCUCCUUUGUUCUCAGGCCAUCCAGGUAGCCCCCUUGUAAACUCUUCUCUAUGGUUCUGGGUUUGGGCAGGAUUUUCCCUCAUAUUGCCACAGGGCAACUGUCAAGCUACUCACCUCCUCCUCCUGGGGCUGAGGCCAGAGCCCAGUCCUGAUUUGUGCCUCUCUUUUGUUUAGGGGCAGGGUCUUUUCCCUUUAUUGCUCUGGGGCCCCUUUGAAAGUUCAGAGUACCCGGUAUAGCUUGGCUCUAAGUUCUAGCUUUCCGUAUUUGGUGGGUUUUGUUUCUCUGGGGCCUUUGGGGACCCUGUGCUUUCUAUUUUCUCUUGCCUCCUCAUGUAUGGAGCAUCUCAGAACACAAUUGUUUGUAUCCGGUUGUUGGGCUGGCCCCAGGCCUCCUCUAGAUCUGGAGCCAGGCCAAGCCAAGGCUUUGUAAGGGUAUGGAGGAGCACUGAGCAGUUCAGAGCCAGCCACUGAGUUUGUUGCUAAGCUUUGAGCUGUCAGAGAAGCAUCCUGGACCUCAUUCUUGGGUCUGAAUGAGACUCGUUAAGUGUUUUUACAAUUUUGUGUCUUAUUUAUGGAGUGAUGUAUCCCUUCCAUUCAGAGCAGCCCCACCCAGCCAUCCCCUCAGCCUCUGGGCUCCUUCCUGCCUCCUAAAAGCAGAGCUGCCUGGUUGGUCUCCACCCUGUGUUGGGAGCCCAGCCACCAUGCUCACGGGUAUUUUUCCUCAAAGUUUAUAAGCAGUUAUUUAUAUGAAUCCUUGUUAUGUCAACUGGUUUGUAUUGCCUAUUUUGAUUACAAAAUAAAAUAUUUAACAAACUCCUCAGUUUUCUAUCACCAUUAUCACCAUCCCUUACUCCACCCCUCAUUUUGCCUUAUUGGAGCCAAGGCCCGGGUGUUUAGCCAAGUUCCCCAGACAGCAGCAAGGAGGGACCUUUGGCAGGUCCAGGUCUGUUUCUACCACUUCCGCUCCUCUGGUGUUCUCUAUGGGGACAAAUAAGAUCUCUUCUGACACUACUUUCUAUUGGGUGAAGCUGCCCUGAGUCAUUGAGCAAGUCUGUCGUCGUUGGAAAGAGUUUCAGUAAGUCUCUGAGAGGAAGUCUGCUUCUAGGUUGCUGUGAGGAAGUGGCUUCCCUGGAGCCAGGCAGGGCCCUGUUUGCCUCACGGAGCUAAGAGCAGGAAGGAAACCGCUCCCGAGCGCGGCGGCGUCGUCUCCAGGCCGUGCGGCUGCCGCUACAGCCAGCCAUCCGUCCGCUUGUCGGCUUGCCAGUCCACCCGCAGCAUGAGCGGCCUGCGCGUCUACAGCACGUCGGUCACCGGCUCCCGCGAAGACUAUGAGCUUUUCGUGGAGGCUGUGGAACAAAACACACUGCAGGAGUUCCUGAAACUGGCCUGAGCCCACCGGACUCCAUCACCACGUCCCCCUGCAGCCACCGCCGGCCAUGAAGGACCUUGUGACCAACUCCCUGUCAUUCCUAGCCUUCCGACCUUGGAAUCUCUCCCCGCAACCCAAGCCCCCCUCCUCCCCCUCUCUAAUUUAGCCCCCUCUUCUCCCAUUCAAAGGCAACAUUCCUUACCCACUAGCCUCAGAAAUUGUCUUAAGCAACAGCCCAAGUGCUGGCUGUUGUCAGCCAGGCCCUGAGGCUGCCACCCUGCCUGGCACUGGCUGAUGGGCACCUUUGUGGGUUCCAUUAGCCAGGGCUCUGCCAAAGGCCCCGCAUUCCUUGUCCCCUAGAGACAAUUAAAUGUCCCAUUCCACUGA
Molecule: messenger RNA, 4924 nt
Organism: Panthera uncia (snow leopard)
Lineage: Eukaryota; Metazoa; Chordata; Mammalia; Carnivora; Felidae
Gene: CEP85
Product: centrosomal protein 85
Exons: 16
Coding region: 141-2447 (768 amino acids)
Cellular component (GO): centrosome
Source: RefSeq, a predicted model, not a curated record